UGGGUAGCUGAUGACCUGAACGCACCGCCAGAAGAACGAGCGCUGGAAACUCCAACCAUCGAGUACCAUCGCGGCUCAGAACCAACAAACACUGGACUCAAACCGGACAUGGUGUGGGCGGUACAGUGGGAGAACUAUACCCAAACAUUUCAUUCGGUGAAGUACUGUGACCAGCGCGUGCUGAUUCAGAAGCCAAUCUCAGACAUCCGAGUUUUGAGCCAAAACACACAGCGGGCGCUGUUGCUGUACGCAGACGCCACGGCAUUCCACAAAGGAUUUGCGGAAGAGCUGUUCGAUGUAUGUACAUCGCACCAGCGCUCAUACAACGCAUAUAAAUAA
Molecule: messenger RNA, 339 nt
Organism: Sphaeroforma arctica JP610
Lineage: Eukaryota; Ichthyosporea; Ichthyophonida
Exons: 2
Source: RefSeq, a predicted model, not a curated record